Messenger RNA from Pseudomassariella vexata, 2077 nucleotides. Its product is annotated as GTPase-activating protein gyp1. Gene Ontology annotation, biological process: activation of GTPase activity. The transcript has 7 exons. The coding region runs from base 144 to 1913 and encodes 589 amino acids. Lineage: Eukaryota; Fungi; Ascomycota; Sordariomycetes; Amphisphaeriales; Pseudomassariaceae. Gene Ontology annotation, molecular function: GTPase activator activity. Gene Ontology annotation, cellular component: Golgi apparatus. The record is from RefSeq and is a predicted model, not a curated record.
CUCAGCCGAAACAGUGGAGCCAAAGUAGCAUGCUACAACCAGCCCAUGUCUUGACUUGCGACUCCAGGGAGUUCUUGCAGUCGAGACUGUUCACAACUCUAGCCAUGUAAUCGCAGAGAUAUCGCCAUAACACAGCCGUCACCAUGUUCACAUCUUCGGGCAGCGGCAAGAAGCCGCCCCAACAGGAAAUGGUCCAAGUCGACAGAUCCGAGUCAACUUCGCCAUUCUGGAGGGUUCAAAGAGAAAGUAUACCGAAGCGGACUGCUCGAGAUCCGAACCUGGUCGUGGGCGCAGCCUAUUCGCACGCUGACAUGCUCAAAUUCGAUUCCUUAAGCAUGUCUAGUGCGUCCUCACGACCCAAGACGCCUCCAUCUUCUGCAUUCCAGAAGGCCCGAACCAGCGAUGUCAGUCCCCCACCACCGAAGCCCUCAGGCCUGUCCUCGCCUCCCCUGAAAUCGUACAUCAGCUUCCUCUCGAAUACAAACCAGGACUGGACCGCGGAUGAUCCGGAGGGAGAAGAUGAAUACGGCUAUGAAGAUGAUGAUGGAGACGACUUUGGACUACCGAGUCUGGCAAAUAUGAAGCGGCGAUCAAGGCGAAUAGCAGCGGCUCAGGGAGCAAGCCAGUCGCAGGGGAAUCUGUCCGCUCUCGAGACCACGUUUGGUUUCCCGUCCCGUCGUUAUUCGGAUAGUGCCGACAUAGCGAUCGAGCGACCCACCCCGACAUACCCGAUGCCUAGGAAGAGUGAAGGAAAGAUUCUCAGGCCCCAGUACAAAGACAUACUGAGAGAUCCGGCCAAUGCUCUGCACUUGAUCAACCACCCAGCCACCACGACGAUUGCGACACCUAAGGAGAUUGAAGCGGCCAACUCGCGGGUGACGAGGAUCAAUAAGUUCAAGAAGAUACUCCAAGCUACGACGAUUCCGCUGCCAGAUUUGAGGCAGUUGGCAUGGAGUGGAGUCCCAGAGGAAGUUCGGGCCAUGACUUGGCAAUUGCUGCUGAGCUAUCUUCCUACAAGCAGCGAAAGACGAGUGACAACCCUGGAACGGAAACGCAAAGAGUAUCUCGACGGGGUCAAGCAAGCGUUUGAGCGCGGCGGCAGCACCCCCGCCGCAAGUGGACGGGCAAGAGGACUGGAUGAAGCAAUAUGGCACCAAAUAAGCAUCGAUGUGCCACGGACGAACCCUCACAUUGAACUGUACGGAUACGAGGCGACGCAGCGGUCCCUAGAGCGAAUACUAUAUCUUUGGGCAAUUCGACAUCCCGCAAGCGGCUACGUUCAGGGGAUUAACGACCUCGUAACGCCGUUUUGGGAAGUCUUCUUAGGGACUUAUAUCACCGACUGUAAUAUCGAAAGUGGCAUGGAUCCGGGGCAGCUACCCAAGGCUGUUCUAGAUGCCGUGGAAGCCGACUCUUUCUGGUGUUUGACGAAACUGCUCGAUGGAAUCCAGGAUCAUUACAUCGUGGCCCAACCGGGCAUACAGCGACAAGUUGCGGCAUUGCGAGACCUUACCGCAAGGAUUGAUGGGGACCUCGCCAAACACCUCGAAAAUGAACAGGUUGAAUUCAUUCAAUUCAGCUUCCGCUGGAUGAACUGCCUUCUCAUGAGAGAAAUCAGUGUCCGGAAUACCAUACGAAUGUGGGAUACUUAUUUGGCCGAGGAACAAGGUUUCUCUGAGUUCCAUUUGUACGUGUGUGCCGCGUUCCUGGUCAAAUGGUCGCCAAAGCUCCUGAAAAUGGACUUUCAGGAGAUCAUGAUGUUCCUUCAGGCGCUGCCAACUCGGGAGUGGACUGAAAAAGACAUUGAGCUUCUGCUCAGUGAGGCAUUCAUAUGGCAAAGCCUCUUCAAAAACUCGUCAGCCCACCUGAGAGGCGGAUCAAGCCGGGUACCACCUGCAAACAUGCAACUUUAGAUAGCCCAAUAAGACGCCAAUAGGCACAGAUGCCGUCAACACUCACCAGAUGAGCGUUCAUUGCGAGACUUACAGCGGGCUCAUGUCGGAGGUCCAGGCGAGGUGGGCAUUGUACAUACGUUGAAAAAGAAGUCGCUUAACGUACCCCACAAGCAAGUUGGCCA